AAUGAAACGCCCUUGAAGAUCUACGGACGCCGCGAGAGGACAUUUAAGCCUAACAUUGAUAAACAUGGCUACGUUUGUUCGCAAACCUAUUUUGUGUUAUGUUUUAAACGGCAUCAAGCAACUUAGCGGGCGACAGACAAGGGAAACGUCGUUCUUAUGGAGAAGUUACGCCACCGAUCGAGAGAACAGAGUUCCCAAAAUAUAUACCAAAACAGGCGACAAAGGUUUCUCAAGCACAUUUACUGGAGAAAGAAGACCAAAGGAAGAUCGUAUUUUUGAAGCUUUAGGAAACACAGAUGAAUUGUCAUCAGCAAUAGGCUUGGCCAGAGAAUUUUGCCACGAGAAAGGCCAUACAUUCACGAAUCAGCUGGAUAAGAUACAGUGCGUUUUGCAAGAUGUUGGUGCCAAUAUUGCCACUCCUCAGUCAUCAGCAAGAGAAACUCAUCUAAAGCGGACAAAAUUUUCUGGAACGCCAAUAACAGAUUUGGAAGGCUGGAUUGAUACAUUCACAGAGGAACUCCCUCCUCUCACCAACUUUAUUUUACCUUCUGGAGGAAAAAGCAGCGCAGCUUUACAUAUAGCUCGGACCGUCUGUCGCAGAGCUGAACGCAGCGUCGCUCCAAUUGUGCGCUCUGGUGAGGCUGAUCCAGAUGUUGCCAGGUUUUUAAACAGAUUAAGCGACUACCUUUUCACCGUGGCCAGAUAUGCCGCCCUAAAAGAAAACAACAAGGAGAUAAUCUACAAAAGACCUGAAUAAUACUUAAUAAAACACUUCAUACAUA
Molecule: messenger RNA, 782 nt
Organism: Hippocampus zosterae (dwarf seahorse)
Lineage: Eukaryota; Metazoa; Chordata; Actinopteri; Syngnathiformes; Syngnathidae
Gene: mmab
Product: metabolism of cobalamin associated B
Exons: 9
Coding region: 65-757 (230 amino acids)
Molecular function (GO): corrinoid adenosyltransferase activity
Source: RefSeq, a predicted model, not a curated record